Messenger RNA from Opisthorchis viverrini, 204 nucleotides. RefSeq lists its product as hypothetical. The annotation marks the transcript as partial. The transcript has a single exon. NCBI's taxonomy places the organism in Eukaryota, Metazoa, Platyhelminthes, Trematoda, Opisthorchiida, Opisthorchiidae. The record is from RefSeq and is a predicted model, not a curated record.
AUGCAUCCCGACUUGUCCAAUAGCAUACGUGUUCCACUGGUCAAUAUUUCACGACGCGGUAUACAGCACACAUGGCGUUCACCUCCACAUGUUGUAGAUCCGUGCAACGGGGUCCAGUGUCACCAAUAUGGUGUAUGUGAACAUGGACGUUGUCGUUGCAUCAAAGGUUACGAAGGGGAUGGAGUGUUUGAAUGCCGUUAUCGA